AUGCCGCUCCUUCCCAAGAAGUUCAACGGCAAGAUGGCCGAACCCCUGACGCCAUUCUUCGCCGCCGGACUGAUCGUCGCUUGGGCCGUCAACGCAGGCGCCAACGCCAUGAAGGACAGCGACGAGUUCAGAUUCCACCAGGUGCGUGACAUUUUCCCGGCGGGAAGAGGGUACCGCGCUGCCGAACGAGGCGCCGUAGCGGCGAACAUGGAGCUGACGAGACUUUUCACGCAUAGACAACCCGAAUGCAGCAAAGAACAGAGCAGCAGCGGACGCACCGGGGAAGCAUUGAUUGGUUUCUGA
Molecule: messenger RNA, 303 nt
Organism: Cyphellophora attinorum
Lineage: Eukaryota; Fungi; Ascomycota; Eurotiomycetes; Chaetothyriales; Cyphellophoraceae
Exons: 2
Coding region: 1-303 (100 amino acids)
Biological process (GO): proton motive force-driven ATP synthesis
Molecular function (GO): proton transmembrane transporter activity
Source: RefSeq, a predicted model, not a curated record